AUGGGGUCGUUGUUUAGAAGUGAAGAAAUGACUUUAUGUCAACUUUUUCUGCAAAGUGAAGCAGCAUAUGCCUGCGUGUCCGAGCUCGGUGAAUUAGGACUUGUCCAGUUUCGUGAUUUAAAUCCUGACGUAAAUGCGUUCCAACGCAAGUUCGUCAAUGAGGUCCGACGUUGUGACGAGAUGGAGCGUAAGCUUCGUUACUUGGAGAAGGAGAUCAGACGCGACGGCAUUCCAAUGCUGGAAAUUCCCGGCGAGUGCCCGGAAGCCCCGCAGCCCAGGGAGAUGAUCGAUCUUGAGGCAACAUUUGAGAAGUUAGAAAACGAACUGCGAGAAGUCAACCAGAAUGCAGAAGCUCUCAAAAGGAACUAUCUCGAGCUAACUGAACUAAAACAUAUUCUCAGAAAAACUCAAGUAUUCUUCGAUGAGCACGAGGGUGGUGUCAAUACCACUGAAUCGAUGACCCGCGCGCUGAUUUCCGACGACCCCAACAAACAUAUGGGACACGUCCAACUAGGUUAUCGGGAUAAACAAGAAUCCUUGGAAUUCCUGCCUUGGUUAGUAGUGUACAAAGUUAAUUUUAGCGUAGCUGGGUAA
Parnassius apollo (apollo) is the source of this 594-nucleotide messenger RNA. The record is from the annotation of a GenBank genome assembly. NCBI's taxonomy places the organism in Eukaryota, Metazoa, Arthropoda, Insecta, Lepidoptera, Papilionidae.